GCAGCUCUGACAGUUCACUUUUUUCUCUACCCCCUCGCUUUCCGUGGUUCCCUUGGUCGUUAUGGCUCCUCUCGCAGACUUUAUCCUUCAAUAUGUGCCCCUCCCCACCCUUCCGUACUUCCUCACUCAUUAUGUUCCCGGUGCUACGCCUCUGUCGACCAGACCAGUCGUGAUCACCGCGCUGAUCUCAUACCUGGCCGUUGUUUUCGGCAUUCGCGAGUUCAUGAAGACACGUCAACCUCAAAAGCUCCAGCUACUAUUCCAAACCCAUAAUGUUGUCCUCAGCUCUGGCAGCGCGCUUCUGCUUGCCCUCAUGCUGGAGGAAAUCCUCCCUAUAGCAUGGGAGCAUGGCCCAUUCUAUGCCAUUUGUAACACUGCUGCGUGGACAGAAAGAUUGGAAUUUUACUAUAUUAUCAACUAUUACUUCAAAUAUCUCGAGUUGUUGGACACGGUCUUCCUUGCGUUCAAGAAGAAAACCCUCGCAUUUCUGCACGUCUUCCACCACUCGGCAACUGCUUUCUUGUGCUACACUCAGCUCAAUGGGAAGACCAGUGUGUCUUGGGUUGUAAUCACGCUCAACUUGGGCGUUCAUGUCCUCAUGUAUUACUACUACUACGCAACUGCUGGUGGAGCUAAGAUAUGGUGGAAGAAGUACCUGACCACCAUGCAAAUCGUUCAAUUUGUCAUCGACCUUUUCAUCGUCUACUUUGGCACGUAUUCCUACUUCGCUCACACUUACUGGCAAUGGCUUCCCAAUCGUGGCUCCUGCGCUGGAACGGAGUCUGCGGCACUUUUUGGCUGCUUUCUUCUCACAAGCUAUCUGGGUCUGUUCAUCAAUUUUUACAUUCAGACGUACAAGAAGCCAGUCAGAGGCAAGAAGGCCCAUGUUAUGGGAAAUGGGACCGUCAACGGGAACGGGAACGGGUACAAGAAAGAGUAAAUCUGAGAGAUACGCGGCAAGCGCACAGGGGAGAUGUGGCUAUGUUCUGCUUCAUGUUGCCUUUCAUACAUAUACCCCACGACAUUCGGUUUGUUUAGACGUUCCUGGGCUCAUUCACACUCUUUCGUGGUUAAGUUUACAAGGGCUGCUUGCGCGCAGGCCCGUAUAAUAUUUCUCCAACAAAAGCCUUCCGUUCGACAUCC
Messenger RNA from Heterobasidion irregulare TC 32-1, 1143 nucleotides. RefSeq lists its product as uncharacterized. Gene Ontology annotation, cellular component: endoplasmic reticulum membrane. Gene Ontology annotation, biological process: fatty acid elongation, saturated fatty acid; very long-chain fatty acid biosynthetic process; fatty acid elongation, monounsaturated fatty acid. The record is from RefSeq and is a predicted model, not a curated record. NCBI's taxonomy places the organism in Eukaryota, Fungi, Basidiomycota, Agaricomycetes, Russulales, Bondarzewiaceae. Bases 62 to 940 code for a protein of 292 amino acids. Gene Ontology annotation, molecular function: fatty acid elongase activity. The transcript is spliced from 8 exons.